AUGUCUGCGAGUGAAUCCUCCGAGGUGCGAAUCUUCACCAAGCCUGGGGCCUCGCCACACCUUGACGGAACACGAGCACCAAGCUGGCGCCGACGAAGUUUCGAAUAUUUGUCCACCGCGUCGUCCGACCAGACGGUUUCCUUGCAACCGGAUGGUGGGGUCUCGAUGACAUGCGCUAUCUGGCCGGGUUUCUGCGACUCCGUCGGCUGGUACCAACACUCCUGCACCCACUUGGAGGCAUCCGUGUCACUUGCUUUAUUGCAGACUCGGCCUGAUACGAUUGCCAGAGGCCGGCCCACGAGGGCCAGUUUGAGGUCACGGAAGAGGGGAGAGAAGUGCCAUCGUCGUGUUUUGAUGCUAUCGGAUAACUCGGCUGUGAGGUCUAUGGAGUCUCAAGCUUUUCAUGCUUUGUUGCCUAGGCUAAUUUGUUUCCUAUCAAUGCAUCCGGUCAUCUUCUACGGUAGGUCAACGUUGUCAAAGUCGCUCUCAUUUUGUCGUCCAGCGCACCCUUCACUUCAUCGGUCUAUCGAAGCUCUCCGUCUCCAUGACGCUGGUGUUACUGGCUAG
Protopolystoma xenopodis is the source of this 567-nucleotide messenger RNA. The record is from the annotation of a GenBank genome assembly. Lineage: Eukaryota; Metazoa; Platyhelminthes; Monogenea; Polystomatidea; Polystomatidae.